Molecule: messenger RNA, 1695 nt
Organism: Pollicipes pollicipes
Lineage: Eukaryota; Metazoa; Arthropoda; Thecostraca; Pollicipedomorpha; Pollicipedidae
Product: insulin-like growth factor-binding protein complex acid labile subunit
Exons: 3
Coding region: 154-1695 (513 amino acids)
Molecular function (GO): protein binding
Source: RefSeq, a predicted model, not a curated record
GUCGGCGGCGGACGGGGGCGGCGCGCUGGCGAUCUCGGAGCGACACCUGGCGCUCUCGGAGCGACGCCUGACGCUCUCGGAGCGAUGCCGGACCGCUGAGGACGCGGUCGGACGCCGCCGAGUCAUCCAGUGGCACCAUCACCGAGGCGGACGAUGUCCUCCCCGGACGUGGUCCGGGCGGCGCUCGUGACUCUGGCGAUCAUCUGCGACCUCGCGGCGGCCCUGUGCCCGGAGCAGUGCCGCUGUCGACCAAGCACGUCGGACUGCAGCCACUCCCGUCUCGACGCGGUGCCUAUCUCCCUGGACCCGCGCGUUCACAUCCUCCGACUUCAGGGCAACAGGAUCGGCAGCAUAGAGGACACACUCGGCUUCUACCAGAGCCUGCGUGAGCUGAACCUGGCAGAUAACAGCCUUACAUCGCUCGGGGAAGGACAGCUGGUCAUGCAGGAGGAGCUGAAGCAGCUAAGACUAGAGGACAACCUGCUCUCCGUCUUGCUCCCCGACUCGUUUAAAGGUCUCCGUCGACUGCUGCGUCUGGACCUCAGCGGCAAUCGGCUGACGGUGCUGGACCGGCCGGUGUUCCGGUGGAUGCUGAAGCUGAAGACACUCAACCUUGGGGGGAACAGGAUCAGGACCGUCGCCAGAAACGCAUUCGAAAACCUGGGCGAGCUGGUGACACUGGACUUGAGUCAUAACCGGCUAACGCACCUUCCAUCGGAGUCGUUUCGCCACUUGGCCCGGCUCAGGACUCUGGCGUUGAAUGGCAACCGUUUGCAGGCAGUGCCUUUCCACGCUUUCUUCGAACUGCGAUCAUUACAUAGCCUGUCACUGGCCGAGAACAGCAUCGACAGCGUGCAUGCCGAGGCCUUUGCGUACCUGUAUGAGCUGCGCGCCCUCAAUGUCAGCUAUAAUCGGCUGGAAACAUUCCCAGCCGCGUCACUUGCUCUUCCGCAGCUUGAGAAGCUAGACGCAAGCGGAAACCAUUUCUCGUCACUGAAGCCGCGGCACUUGGACAAUCUGCAUCGGCUUCGUGUAUUUCGCCUGUGCCAGAGCCAGCUGUUGUCCUCAGUGACGGGACAUAUCUUCAGUAACAACCUCCUCCUGGAGGAGGUUCACUUGUGCAUGAACCCGCAACUUAGGUGGUUCCCCCGGACAGCAGUGGACUCCCUGCCCCACCUCAAAGUGCUAAACCUCGGCGGCAACAGCCUGGGCACGCUGGAGAACAUAACGUCGCUGCUCCAGCGCAUCGAGGCGUUCAACGUGAGCGGUAACCCCCUAGUGUGCAACUGUUCGGCGCGGUGGCUGUGGGACCUUCCCGCCCACCUGCCAAACACCUCAGUGCUCUUCCCGAUCCGCUGUGUGGACUCGGGCCGUCUUCUGACUGAGCUCAGCGAAGCGGACCUCGGCUGCGGCUGGUGGCUGACCGCCGCGAUCGCCGCCGCCGCCGUCGCCUUCGUCGCCGCGUUCUGCGCCGCGCUCACGCGUCCGAUGCUGAUGCCGGCCGGCUCCGGUCUGGGACACGACUCGCCGAUGCGCGGCCGGCACUUCACACUGCUGACCGGCGACUACGCCGGGACGCGAGACGCCGGCUGCGGUUGGGAGCACGGCCGGCGCUGCGACCGCGACUUUGGCCAGCACUACGCGGCGCAGCGCAUCGGGGACUACGCGGCGAGGGCGCCAUCGCUGGUGGUGUGA